ACCCUGAGGGUUGCCGGCCGACCGCGAUGCCUCAUUGUAUUUCGGUCCGACGAUCGCCUCUGAUCGACCGUAUCAGAAGUUGCCAACACAAUGGCAAUCCGGGAAGCCGUGUUACGUAUUCGUUGUUCCAAAUGUUGUGGUGCUGUUUGAUUUCGCCUCGUGAUUUUUCUCCCCGUUGAUCAUUAGUCAUACUUGACCACCUACCUACUGACUCAUACACAACAUUGCUUCCCAACAACACCCUAUCCUCUCUUAAACCACCAAUCUACAACCUACUCUCAAAGAACAUCACUACCCAAUCCACGUUUCUCCCAACUUUCUGAGAAACCCUCACCACAUACCAUCUCAACUUCCAAGAACAACCCGCACCCACCUCACCAUCAACGACAUCCAAGAUGCCUCCCACAACCCCCAAGACAAAAACCUACAUCCACCUCGUCCGCCACGCCCAAGGCCACCAUAACGUCUCCGCAGCCAACCACUCCCUCCCCGACCCCCUCCUCACCCCCCUCGGCGAAUCCCAAUGCUUCGCCCUCCGCGACUCCUUCCCCUACCACGAUAAAAUCACCCACCUCGUUGCCUCGCCCAUGCGACGCACCCUGUAUACUUGUCUGUUGAGUUUCCAGCCGGCGGUGGAGCGGUUGCGUUUGCAGUCUCAGUCCCAAAAUGAUGGGAAGAAGAAGAAGGGGGGUGGGGGUGUGGUGGUCGCGCUUCCCGAAGUGCAAGAGGUUUCGAAUCUGCCGUGUGAUUGUGGAUCAAGCCCGGAAAAGUUGCAUGAGGAGUUUGAUGAGGGGGGUUUGGUGGAUUUGGGACUCGUGAAGGAGGGGUGGCAGGAUAAGGCGUCACCUGAUAGUCCGUGGAAGCCGGAGAUGGAGAAGUUGAAGCGGAGGGCGGAAAAGGCGAGGAGGUGGUUGUUUGAGUUGGCCUCUCAGGGUCAGGGUUCUGGUUCUCCGUCGAAGUCGGCUAAAUCUCAGGCUGACUGCGGGGAGGAGGAACCGGAGGAACCGGAGGAGGAAAAGCAUAUCGUGGUGGUAACCCACGGUGGCUUGCUCCACUUUUUGACGCAGGACUUUGACGGGAUGGAUUUAAACAAGGGGACCGGGUGGGGGAAUACUGAGUGGAGGAGUUAUGAGUUUGUUGUUACGGAGGCGGAGAAUGUCAGGCUGAAGGAGACGGAGGAGAGCUGGAGGAAGAGAAAAGGGAGUGCGAAGCCGUGGACGGAGACGGAACAGUUGGAGAUGAUGGCGGCUGUUGAUGAGAGGUUGAGGCAGUCGUUUGGGGAUGGGGUUAAGAGGGUUGGGGGAAAGAGGGUCGGGGGGGAGAGGGUUGAUGUUUAGGAAUUGGGAUGGGUGGUAUAAGCGUAGACUAGAGCUAUGGUGUUGGGUUAUAGAAGAGCUAUUGUUUUUGGUCCUAGUUUGAGACACGUCUAGCAACCUAUUUAGACAUAAGUAACUGAUAGACCGUUGUUUUCAGUUUCAUCACACAAGAAAAGACCACUACUUGCAUCGCCUUCU
Messenger RNA from Neurospora tetraspora, 1514 nucleotides. Its product is annotated as histidine phosphatase superfamily. Gene Ontology annotation, molecular function: phosphatase activity. Gene Ontology annotation, cellular component: cytoplasm. Bases 396 to 1337 code for a protein of 313 amino acids. NCBI's taxonomy places the organism in Eukaryota, Fungi, Ascomycota, Sordariomycetes, Sordariales, Sordariaceae. The transcript has a single exon. The record is from RefSeq and is a predicted model, not a curated record.